AUGAGGGCAACCGAUCGCUUCCAAGUGAUUGCAUAUAUCUUCCUGGCACUUACACACCUCGGUCGAGCAAGUGUCUCCCAACACAAUGUCCCAAUUCUUGCAACCAGACCACCGGACAUCGACACGGUCUCUUUCCUCAGUUCCCGGGCGCAAGACCAAGACAGCAUCUUCAACGAAGCCGUCAAAAUCCUGGACUCGAUGCAAUCUUCACCCUCGUGCAACCGGCUUGCAGCGACAAAACUAGUGAACUCGUGCCAAACAUUCAGCGAUGGCAAGGACGGCACGCAGACGGAUAACCCAGAGACUCUCGACGUUCUACGAUCCGUCUAUGCAGUACGCCUGGCAUUGUGUGAGAUCGACGGUGCUGGUACCCAAAUGCCUCCCUCGUGCCUCCCUGUUACUGUCUCGCCACCUCCACAGAAGAAUCGAUUUGGCUUUGUGAGUCGACACAGAGGCCCCGACCCCAUGUCGGAUGAAGUUCCAAAAGAAUUAUUGGAGCAAUGUCUGAGGACACUUGAGUCACGACCCCAGUGGUGGACCUCUUACAGCAACAGCCGACAGAAUGCUCUUGUGAUCUGCCAUGCCUCGCGAAUCGAGACGGAGAAAGAGGAGCUUAUUGAGCUUCAACGAUCCAUUGCCAAGAGCAGUCUCAAGCUCAACAAUGGGCUUCAAGAGGCGUUGCGAAAUGCAAUUGCACAGUCUGCGCAGCAGCAAUCAUUCAUACAUGCUCUUCAGUCUCUGCAAGGGAAGAUCGUGACCGAUAUGGAAGCGACAGACUCUGUGUUCAAACGAACAUUCGGCAAAUUCCUUCGAGAAAUCGAAGCUGGAAUCUGGUCGCUGCAAGAUUCUAUAUCUGAGGCUUUGUCGAAUGUGCGGGCUGGAACUGGGGUCCUCGAAGGGGAUAUCCGGAACGUAUCUACUCAAGUUGGAGCACUUCAACAGGCUCUACGGAGUGCACAUCAAGAUGCAAUGACUAGAAGCCGAGAGACGUUGCUAGCUCAAGAAACCAAUGUUGUCGCCCAGAAGAAUCUCGCAUCAUCUUUACACCUGUCGCUCGAGUCACUUCUGGACUCAGACAUGGACAAACUGUACCAAGGCAUGCAGAGAUUCGAUGCUGCUAUGGAAUGGUUGGCCAGCCGGAUGAACAUGAUUCUUGAGCAAGAAACCAGGAUGACAGAGCGACUUCAAAACAUGGAAACCUUUAUACAAAGAUCCGAAUCGAAGGCAAGCGAGCUACAAAAGGCGCAGGACCAACAAACAGAAGCACUAUCUGCCCAAUCGCGGGCCCAGGAGGCCAUUCAAUUCGAUGCGCAAGUGUCGCAAGCUUUGCUGGCCAAAACUAGUGUUGCUGCUGCCAAUUUACAAUCCGUCAUCGACGAUGCAGCGUUAAAGUUCAAGCAUGUCCCGGGUUUCGGCAUUGGGGGAUCCUCGGCAUGGUCUAUCUGCGCCGUCCUACUCAUCGUCCUUGCCGCCCAGAACCUUAAGAUUGCAAUUGCUUUAAUUUUUCUCAUUUUGGGCCAUUCUGUUGCCCUUAUUAUCUUCAAAUUUCUCUAG
This is a messenger RNA of Penicillium roqueforti, 1554 nucleotides long. RefSeq lists its product as uncharacterized. Gene Ontology annotation, biological process: nuclear membrane fusion involved in karyogamy; karyogamy involved in conjugation with cellular fusion. The coding region runs from base 1 to 1554 and encodes 517 amino acids. Lineage: Eukaryota; Fungi; Ascomycota; Eurotiomycetes; Eurotiales; Aspergillaceae. The record is from RefSeq and is a predicted model, not a curated record. Gene Ontology annotation, cellular component: endoplasmic reticulum membrane. The transcript has 6 exons.